Messenger RNA from Antechinus flavipes (yellow-footed antechinus), 1433 nucleotides. Its product is annotated as testis-specific serine/threonine-protein kinase 1-like. Gene Ontology annotation, biological process: intracellular signal transduction; protein phosphorylation; microtubule cytoskeleton organization. Gene Ontology annotation, cellular component: cytoplasm. The transcript has a single exon. The record is from RefSeq and is a predicted model, not a curated record. Lineage: Eukaryota; Metazoa; Chordata; Mammalia; Dasyuromorphia; Dasyuridae. Bases 124 to 1224 code for a protein of 366 amino acids. Gene Ontology annotation, molecular function: protein serine/threonine kinase activity; ATP binding; tau-protein kinase activity.
AAGCAGCUCCAGGCCCAGCCCGCUCAGAGGACUCUCCCACGGUGUCAAUAAGGGCGCUGUUGGCCUAGGUGGGGAAGGGACAUGUAGAGAGCAGCGUCAGGGGCACUCGUCUCUUCUAGUACUAUGGAUGAUGCUGCUGUCCUUAAGAGAAGAGGCUACAUCAUGGGAAUAAAUUUGGGAGAGGGCUCGUAUGCAAAAGUGAAAUCUGCUUACUCUGAGCGCCUGAAGUUCAAUGUGGCGGUCAAGAUCAUAGACCGCAGGAAAGCCCCCACGGACUUCCUCGAGAAAUUCCUGCCCCGGGAGAUCGAGAUCCUGGCGAUGCUGAACCACCGCUCCAUCGUCAAGACCUACGAGAUCUUCGAGACGUCGGACGGCAAGGUCUACAUCAUCAUGGAGCUGGGGGUCCAGGGGGACCUCCUGGAGUUCAUCAAGACCCGGGGCGCCCUGCACGAGGACGACGCUCGGAAGAAGUUCCACCAGCUCUCCUCGGCCGUCAAGUACUGCCACGACCUGGACGUCGUCCACCGCGACCUCAAGUGCGAGAACCUCCUGCUCGACAAAGACUUCAACAUCAAGCUGUCGGACUUCGGGUUCUCCAAGCGCUGCCUCCGCGACGACGGCGGGCGCAUCUUGCUCAGCAAGACCUUCUGCGGGUCGGCGGCCUACGCGGCCCCCGAGGUGCUCCAGGGCAUCCCCUACCAGCCCAAGGUGUACGACAUCUGGAGCCUGGGCGUGAUUCUCUACAUCAUGGUCUGCGGCUCCAUGCCGUACGACGACUCCAACAUCAAGAAGAUGCUGCGCAUCCAGAAGGAGCACCGUGUCAACUUCCCCCGCUCCAAGCACCUGACGGGCGAGUGCAAGGACCUCAUCUACCGCAUGCUGCAGCCCGACGUCAGUCGGCGGCUGCACAUCGACGAGAUCCUCAGCCACUGCUGGGUGCAGCAGGUCAAGCCCAAGACUCAGCCCUCGAUCUCCACUACCAAGGAUGGGGAGAGCUCGCGGGGAACGCAGGACACGCUCAAGGUCCCGGAGGCGAACGUGGAGAAGAAGUCCGCCACCAAGGUGGAGGAGAAGGAGGAGUCCAAGCAGGACGCGAACGCCGAGAAGGAAGAGUCGGUGCAGGUGACGCGGCAGUCAGAGAUCCUGGGCUUCAACGCGGACCAGCCGGCCACGGAACCCGAGCAAGGGAAGCUCUCACCGCCUACAGAGACUGUGCACACCUAAGGAGACUGACAGGGCCCCAGGGGGCUGCAGAAGGAGAGAAAUGGAGCCUGAGGUUCGGUUCGGAGCUUGGAUGGGAGAGGUCAGGAGCGUGCAGGAGAAAGUAAACACGGUCCAUUAUAAGCUGCUAUUUUCAUUAAUUCCUCCUCCCUUCCUUCGAACAUAGUAACCACAUGGCUAAAGAAUAAACCAAUAAAUCAUGGACUAUAUUA